AUGUUACACGGUGUAUGUUGUACAAUACUUGUAAUUUUGACACUAAAUUUUCAAAUUGAACAUUCGAUACAGCAAAAGGUUCCAUUUGAACGAAUUGUAAAUUUUCUGCAAACAAAUAGAGACGAUGUGUUAGAUAGAGAAAGUGCAAUUGAUUCCUAUAGGAGCGCACAAGACGAAAUUGCAGGAGAAUUAAAGUUAGAGGCUAUCAGAAAGGCCAGGGCUGCUGAUAAAAUUAGGCAAUUUGCCAAGGACGUCGGCGCCGCUAAGGCUAGGAAGGGUAAGGAGAGGGAGGAGUUUGAGAUCCAAUUGAACGUCAACCUGGCUCAAGCCAAACUUCUAGACAAGGAAUCGCAAUUGUUAUCUGACCGAGCUAGUGAAAUGGAGAAUCAACUAAAAGAUUUUCUGGCAUCACCAGAUAAAGCUAGCAUGCACAUCCACAACUGUAAUAUUUUUAAAGUGGGACCAUUAAACCUAGCUACAAGAGUGGACGAUGUUAAGGAGUCACUUAAAAGUGGAUUGGUUGGCAAGCUAACUGGUCAAGAACUGACUUUAUAUCUCGACAAGAUGCCAUUUGUCACAUACAUACUUUACGACAUUGUACUGCCCGUUAAGAGUGUGGAGGGGGCUCCAACGUGUUUUUCGUUCAAAUAUAGAGGUACACAUGCAAGUGGAGCAUCGUCAGAUAGAGUUUUGUGUGCUUCUACGAGAUCUUCCGCGCACAGCUGGAUGAACGCUAUCAGUGAAGCUUGGUUUUGCGCAAACAAAGGCAUUCAGGGUACGUUGGUGGGUAGAGGUACCAGCAACAGCGAAAUUGAAAAUGAUAAGAAGAGGCUGGAUGCCUUUAGGAAGAGUGUGCCAAAGGGCCUGGUUAACGUUAAUGUAUCGCUGGAUAAGGACCACAAGAUACAUGUGUUGGUGAACGGGAAAGAAAAGCCCUCUGAAUCGGUUAUCGAUGUGGGAAAGUUAAUUGGCGAAAUGCACGUCAAAUAA
Babesia microti strain RI is the source of this 990-nucleotide messenger RNA. Its product is annotated as conserved Plasmodium protein, unknown function. Bases 1 to 990 code for a protein of 329 amino acids. The record is from RefSeq and is a predicted model, not a curated record. The transcript is spliced from 10 exons. NCBI's taxonomy places the organism in Eukaryota, Apicomplexa, Aconoidasida, Piroplasmida, Babesiidae.